This is a messenger RNA of Anopheles funestus (African malaria mosquito), 1324 nucleotides long. It is a transcript of the gene Tasp1, whose product is annotated as threonine aspartase 1. The record is from RefSeq and is a predicted model, not a curated record. The transcript has 3 exons. Bases 101 to 1147 code for a protein of 348 amino acids. Lineage: Eukaryota; Metazoa; Arthropoda; Insecta; Diptera; Culicidae. Gene Ontology annotation, biological process: protein maturation. Gene Ontology annotation, molecular function: threonine-type endopeptidase activity.
ACCCUGCAUUCGGAGCACGGUGCUAAAAUCGAUACAACAGCCGUCCCAACCUGCUUGUGCCAAUGUAGAAUAAUUUCGAUGUAAUUGUGCGUAACAAACAAUGACUGGAUUUGUAGCAGUACACACAGGUGCGGGAAAUUUCCUCGAUGAGACGCUAUAUGAACACGUAUGCCGAGAGGCCUGCAAUCAAGCAAUUAACGUGCUGUACGCUGGCGGAACCGCGUUAGAUGCAUGUGAGCGCGCAAUCGUGAUACUGGAGAACUCGACCGCCACAAAUGCGGGCAUUGGCUCGAAUCUAAACUGGGACCGACAGGUUGAGUGCGACGCAUGCAUCAUGGAUGGUGCGUCGUUACAGUUCGGGGCCUGCACAAACGUAACCGAUGUAAAAAACCCAAUCAGCCUGGCACGACACCUUUGCGAGAGACAAUCAAAAUUACUCAGCUUUGGACGGAUACCACCGAUGGUUUUGGUGGGCCAGGGUGCAUCGGCGUAUGCCCGAGAGAUAGGACUGCAGAUAGUUCCAGCGGAACACAUGAUCUCUGCCAACGCAGCUAAAAAGUAUGACCACUACCGAUCACAAAUCAUGCAGUACGAGGAAAUCAAUCGGUCGAAACUGUCUCCCCUGGAUACGGUUGGAGCCGUGUGUGUAGAUGCCGAAGGAUCAAUUGUGGCCGGCUGUAGUUCUGGCGGUCUCAUGCUCAAGCUAAGCGGACGUGUAGGCCAGGCUGCUACUUACGGAGCCGGGUGUUGGGCAUUGAUGGAUGAAAACACCAGCAUGUCGGCCGCUUCCUGUACGACUGGCAAUGGGGAAUAUCUUAUGAAAACGCUGUUCGCCAAGGAGUUGGUUGAUGAUCUGAUAGGAUGCAACUGUCCCAUUACUUCCCAACACUUGACGUACAAGAAGAAGCUACUUGAAUCGCCGUUCCUUUCCAAACAGAAGGCAAUACACGCCGGUUCGCUUUCGAUUAUCUACAACACUGCCAGCGGAGAUGGCGAUCUGCUCUGGGCACACACGACCAACUCCAUGUGCAUCGGAUUCAUGUCAACAAAGCAGAAAAAACCGAAGUUUGUACUGUCCAAACUUCCACAGAAUCUCACCUGUGGGACAAAGCCAGUCAUCAAUGGGCACCAUUUCAAGCUGAUCUAGGACAUGACAUCCAAUGGUACAACGUCGUACGGACGCUCAACAAACUAAUCUACAACCUAAAGUGAUUCGCAAUCUGAUAGAGUUACUAGUUUCACCAGAGAGAUUUAACCUGAGAUGCUACCUUCCGAUAUUCCUUGUAUAGAAAUAAAGCCUGCUAAGCCAAUCGAUUCAAUUAAA